GGCAGAGUAAUUGUCAAAGCCUGAGCCCCAAUCACCAUCCCCACUUUGGCAGAGCGUCGGGGUUGCCAUGGAUACCCAGGCCAAGAUUAAGGGCAUCCAACAUAGCCACAUGGUGACCUGGAAAGAGGAGUAGGUCUCGUCUGGCAGCAGACGCGGGAGGAGCACCGGGGACAGACGAACAACGGCCAGGCUCCACCACCACCAUCCUCAUCCUCAUCCUCAUCAUCAUCAUCAGUGACCGCAUGUUUCGAUGAUCAGGGCUCCCGUGUGAUGUGGUCUCCUCGACGUGACUGACAGUCACAAGAUGCCACCUUCAAAUACUCACGAAGACAUGUAAACAAAAGUCCAGCUGGGACGUGACGGAGCCCCAAGGCAAAGCCAUGGGCUGCGGCGGCAGCAGGACUGACGCUCUGGAGCCUCGCUACCUGGAGAGCUGGACCAAAGAGACCGAGUCCACGUGGCUGACCAGCACGGACACUGAUAUCCCCCUGUCGUCCAUCCAGAGCAUCCCCUCGGAGAACUCUGAGGCUGGCUUCACCUCCGAGAAAACAAUCAGCCCCGUUCCAGAUUUCUUUGAGGACGGCCUCCCUCUUCCUGCUCAGGCGUAUCUGAAGGUCUGCUCCGCCGUGUCCGAGGUCAGUCUGAACGAUGUGAUACCCAGCAGCCCGCCUGCAAUCCUGGCCUCCCCACCGAAAGAGGAGGCAUUGCCUUCAUCUGGCACCACAGUGCAGCGCCGAAGUGUUCUACACACCGAAGAAAUUACAAAAUGGCAGGACAAUCGCAUGUCAACCAAGCAGGUGACCAUCACAGUGACACAGAGCAUCCAUCAGGUGGACAAGAACGGGAAGGUGAAGAAGUCCCUCACCACCUACGAGGUCAUGAAACCCGUGGAGAGUCUAAAACAGGCGGCCGUACAAAACACUUGAGAGCCGCUGAGACUGGAAGAAAUCCAAAGAGAAACGACGACUGUGAAAUAAAUGAACUGUCGGGGUUAGGGCACGUGAAGGCUGGUGAUGCACAAGUCGGUCUUGCGAGACUCUGAACUCUGGAAAUUUAGACUUUCAUGAGGAAAACCUGGGAUUAUUUUAUCAUAAAAAAGUUUCACCCUGUGUGUUAAUUAUGUGUUUCUCUUGUGUUCACUGUUCUUUGACACAUUCAAUACACCGACAUGUAAAACUGUUGUUUGGUUUUAAGAGAAAAAAGAAAAUGUGACAAAAUAAAUGAGGAAUUCAUAAAACUGGUAUAGCUCAGUCAGUUAGACCGCUGACUUUGGUACAGUAUGUCGGGGGUUCAACCCUUAGGCAAGACCUUAAAUGCUACCUGCCUUGACAAUUGCAAGUGGCUUUGGAGAAAAGCAUCAGCGAAAUGAAUGUUAUACAAUAUCAUAGCAGACGGCCUGUUUUGAAAAUCAUAUAUGGUGAAAAAAAUUACCAUUUGAAACAUUCUAUGUCCACGAGCGAACGAGAACCUUAAGUUGACGACGCUUUCGUGAAUUAAUAUGUGUAAGUGUAUUAUUACAGUGUUACUUAACAUUAUUGGAUAUUCACAUGGCAUAAAUGUCAUAGAUUUGAUAUUUGACACAUACUGACACAGCACAUAGCUGUCUGUACGGCUCAGGUAACUGAACUCGAUGGUGAUGACUGCACUAGUGUUUACGGUGAAGCGGGACAGGAGUUUGUUCGUGUAAAAACUGUCUCUCUACAUUGUGGUGUUUUGUACAAGAGUGAUUUUCUUAUCUAGCCUAGUUUGUGUUUUCUAAUGACAAUAAAUCAAAUAAAACCA
Molecule: messenger RNA, 1782 nt
Organism: Scophthalmus maximus (turbot)
Lineage: Eukaryota; Metazoa; Chordata; Actinopteri; Pleuronectiformes; Scophthalmidae
Gene: baalcb
Product: BAALC binder of MAP3K1 and KLF4 b
Exons: 6
Coding region: 381-926 (181 amino acids)
Cellular component (GO): cytoplasm
Source: RefSeq, a predicted model, not a curated record